Messenger RNA from Seriola aureovittata, 5599 nucleotides. It is a transcript of the gene ngfrb, whose product is annotated as nerve growth factor receptor b. The record is from RefSeq and is a predicted model, not a curated record. Gene Ontology annotation, cellular component: plasma membrane; cell surface. Bases 363 to 1631 code for a protein of 422 amino acids. NCBI's taxonomy places the organism in Eukaryota, Metazoa, Chordata, Actinopteri, Carangiformes, Carangidae. The transcript has 6 exons. Gene Ontology annotation, molecular function: coreceptor activity; nerve growth factor binding; death receptor activity. Gene Ontology annotation, biological process: Rho protein signal transduction.
CUCCUUCCCUGAAGCCGUUGAGCUGAGCGCUUCUGUCACAUGAGCCCAGUAGGAGAGAAGCGCACAGAGCCCGACCAUCCAUUGGGCCAAUUUCAGCAAGUUUCCCCACUGACUGGAUUCUGUCUGCAGCCGGAGCUCGUGGACUGAGUGUGCUUCCCGCUGUGAUACACACUCGGUAGAGGAAGAGUUAACCGGAGAGUUCCUUCUAUCACAACAAAACCAAAAAGCAGCGCAAAAAAAAAAAAGAAAAAAAAAGAAAAAAAAAAAAACACGCAGAAAUGACAGCCGAGGUCAUUUCACCUGGAAACCACUGAGAACCGCAUCCUCCUGCGCUGCAUCCAGUCGUUCAACCGUGUGGGAAGAUGCGACGGAGUUACAGGAUGAAUCCCGCUUUCGUAGCAGUGUUGCUUGGAGUGGUUGGAGCUCUGGCCAAUAAAGAGGAUUGUUUGUCGGGCCAGUAUACAGUCAGCGGGGAAUGCUGCAUUCAGUGUCAGCCCGGAGAAGGGGUCACCAGACCAUGUGGAGUCACACAGACUGUCUGUGACCCUUGCCUUGACAGUGAAACUUUCUCAGAAAACCUGAGUCACAUGGAGCAAUGCCAGCCGUGCACACAAUGUACAGGUUUACUCCGCAUGGAGACGCCCUGCACGGACUCCAACGACGCCACCUGUGUGUGCAACUACGGCUACUACCUGGAUGAAAUCUCUCAGCGGUGCCAACCCUGCACCAAAUGUCCUGAAGGCCAGGGCAUGCUGCUCAGCUGCGAGCUUGACCAUGACACUAUGUGUGAGCAGUGCAUCGGGGACACGUACUCAGACCAGGAAAGUUCUCGAGAGCCCUGCAUCCCCUGCACCCUCUGUGAUGAAGGGGAUGAGUUACAGGCCUGUACGUCUGUCAGUGACACAGUUUGUCAAGUUCGCUACAUGACCACGCCAUUCAUAGAUUCAUCCACGUCCAUCUAUGAAGACCUUCUAUCAGAGGGCCCUACAGACAGCACCACCACUACCACCAACGGUGAUUCCCAGGAGCGGCUCUAUCAGGGUCUGAACGACAAACUCAUUCCCAUCUACUGCUCCAUCCUUGCAGCUGUCGUGGUUGGCCUCGUGGCGUUCAUCAUCUUCAAGAAGUGGAACAGCUGUAAGCAGAACAAGCAAGGAGCCAAUAACUGUACAGCUAACCAGAACCAGACGCCAUCCCCUGAGGGGGAGAAGCUGCACAGCGACAGCGGCAUUUCUGUGGACAGCCAAAGUCUGCAGGAGCAGCAGGGCCAGACUCAAGCACAGACAGUUGUCACCAUGGAUGAAGAGCCUUGUUUGCUCCUUCCUCUUCACACCAGAGAGAGAGUGGAGAAGCUGCUGUUCAGGGGCAGUGAGGGAGAUGACUGCGACCACAUGGAUGACAGCGACUGGUGCAACCUGGCGGGCCUUCUCGGGUACGAGGAGGAGCGGAUCGCGACCUUCCGGCAGGAAGAGCAUCCUGUCCGCGCACUCUUGUCCGACUGGGCCAGCAAGGACUGCGCCAGCAUCGACACGCUGUGCACAGCACUGCGUAAGAUCAACCGCGAUGACAUCGCCCAGAGUCUUGUGCUCAGCCCAACUGCUGCAAAGCCAACCGCCACCUCUGUAGUGUGAUUUAAGCUUAACAGAGAGCAAACCACCUGAACCUUAGCCUUAAAAUUCUUCCGUGGCCUCCCACAAUCCACAUAAUUCAUGCUAUAACCGCUUUAAGCUGUUCCCUCCUGAAGCCAGCAGUACCAUGAUGAUCAAAUGCCAUGAAUCUUGAUGAAUCGUUCCAUGUUUAAUCAACAGUCCAGAAAGGAAGAGGCCAGAAAUCAGAUAAAACUGAAUGAAUAUCAACUUCCUGAAUCAAAUCAAUGCGAAAGAAGCAAAAACUUUUCAUUUAACUGUCAGGAUGUGCGUGUAAUCAGUCAUUUUCCACACUAUUUAGCAUUCAGCUGACCGUUUCAUGUGACUUUAUUAACCAUGGAGAAGCAGUGGGCUUUGAACGGAAGUUAAAGUGGAUGCCUGGCUCUUGAUUCUCUGCAUCUUUAUUCUUCAUUCUUAAACAAGAAUAGUCAAUGUGGCCCUUACUUAUAGCCUUCAUAAGCCAGUGUCAUACCUCCACAUGUUACUUUUCAAAUCCAUGCUACCAAAGAGGAGUAAACGUCUCCAGACCAUACCUGACAAGCAACAUUACUUACAUGCCAUGUUACUCUUUUUGAAUUUAAGUUGACAAAUGGCUUGUGUCUGUUACUGCUACCGGAUUGAGGCCUGCAUACCACAGAGUAUCUGGAUCUUUGCAAAUAUGACAAUCUGAGGAAAGACGCUUGGACGCAUUUCAAAUGAACCUUUUCUCCUUCAGCAAAAACAAAAGCCAAGUACAGGUAUUUACUCUGCUUUUAAAUAUUUGUGUUAGAUUUAAAACAUGGAGUUCCAGCACAUGUGGAAUUAAUCUCAACGUUGGCUUUGUCUUAAAAGACUUCUGCAGACUCUUUUUUUCCCCCCAGACAAGUUCUAGAUGAACUGCUGGCUGGACUUUACCAACCAGGUGGUCUGUGGGGCAGAUCAUUGACCGAGGCAACAUGAGACUCCAGUCUAUGUGCUCGGGCCUAUCUGCGUAACACAGGAGCUCCUACACAGAUUGCUUCAUACUGACCCAGAAAAGGGAAGGACGUGGGACUCAAAACUCAAGUCACCCAGUAACAAACAUGUAUUCUUUAUGUACAUAAGGAGACAAGUGCACACAUCAAUUAGAGACAUGCACAUACUAUACAUACAUACAGUACACACAUAGACCUGCAGUAUGUAGCCAUGCAUGCAUGUACUAUACAAACACACACACACAGAACAUGUAUGUAUUUGCAUUGUUGUUUAGUCUAGGAGACACAGAAAACUUCAGAUCCUGCCAUAUACUGUAUGGAGUCUUACAAGGGGACCAUAUACUGUUUAAUCUCACUGUUAGUAGAAAAGAUAAGGUAACUGUGUCUUUCAAAUAUGUCUAAAAAUUGUAUGAUUUGCGAUGUGCACUAUAGAUGGUGAAAUGCUACAUUAACAGUAAACAGCAUGCAGAAACUAGCAACUCAUUGUCAGCCAGUGCACAAAUCCCAAGACAGAACAAAUGUACAUAGAGUACAAAUGACCAGGAUGCAAAGCAAAAACCCAGAGUUUUCUAUCUUUUUUGCUUCAUUUCUCAGGGUAUCUUAAAUGAUUGUGUUACAUCGAUAUAACACUUAAUAUUUCACCCUCUAUGACUAACUGAAAAAUCUAUAAUUGUUCAAGAGGAGACGUUGCUUAUCCAAAGCAGCGAUUCUUGCGACUGACAAUCCUUCAAACAGGUGAAUUAGAGUGGGGAAACGGGACAGAGAAAAAAAAAAAAAAAAAAAGGGUGUCUCGUUUCCUCAUUGUUUUCAACAAUGGCUUCUGGAUAAAAGGCAAGCCAGUAGAGACAUACGUCAAAGGAUGUGGGAUGAAUUCAGGCCAAAGGAAAGCGGAAAAGUUUUGGAUUACUUAAAUGUAAAGGUGAAACACAGGAAUCUGCAUUUGCAUUAAUCAGCUUGUUUGUGUAUAGAAUGGCAUUCCUCUGGCAUUAUGUGCUUUUUACUUUGUAUUGUGUUGCACCUAUUUGGUUUGAAUUUGUCAAAGCAUACUUCAACAUCAUAAUUAUGAUAUGAUUAUUGUGCUGCCAACUGAUGACCCAUCAGACCUACUUUUUUCCCCUUUUUGUUUAUCGUCUAUUUUGGGGGAAAAUGUGAAGGAGCAAAUAGUUUACUGUGCUAAACUUACCUAUAUCACCACUUCAUCUGUUACUCUGGGUACAGAUUGUACAUUGUUACUAACCAUUAGCAUACUGAGCUUCAUGCUGUAGUGUUACUUUAAAUGAAGGUAUUCUCACUCUACUCUCAAAGGUUUGUUGUAUUUUAAUUCCCAAAUAACAAUUGUAUAUGGUAUUACAUUUCUCUUAUUGUCCUAGAUCGUAGCACUUACAUGUGUAAUAAUGUUUGUCUGUUUUGCAUCACAAGUGCCUGGGAACUAUUUCAGGUGUCCGCUGAUGUUGUAUAUUUCUGUUUUUGUAAGUAUAUCUUCUUGAGUUCUUGUUUUUUUUUAAACUUGUAAAUAAUUUGUAAUUUUCAUUUUCAGUUUUUAUCUUAGUUAACGCCUGGAAGGUGCCACUGUAUAAUAUGUGAAUGGGGACUUUGUUACAAUAUCAGUGCUGUCCAAGUUUAGAAGAAAGCCCAAAGGGUAGAGAGGUACCUUUGUGAGGUAUUUGGUGCAAUUGACAAAUUAUUUACCAUCAGGUGUAUUAAGGUAUUGUGUCAUUAAGACUGGACACAUGGGGAACACAUAAUUAAAAUACCUAAUCAGAACUCUAGACUCAAAUCGCCCAUUUAGUAGAGCACCACUUGAGUAGUGAAAUACACUCACUCACCUUUUUGCUGAGAGCUAUAUGAGAAGAUUGAUGCCACUCUUAGGCAUGUUUAUGAUAAAUUUAGCUAGAGCUAGCAGCUUAGCUUAGCAUAAAGACUGGAUGUAGAGGGAAACAGUUCACUUGGCUCUGUUGUUUGUUUAAUACAUAAAAAAAAAAGUGUUGUGCUGGGUCAGAGCUAGGCUAGCUGUUUCCAUAAGUUUCUAGUCUUUAUGCCGAGCUAAGCUAACUGACUGCUGACAUGUAUCAGACAUAUACAGAGUGGUAUCAAUAGUGGUAUCGAGUGGUAUCAAUCUUUUUAUCUUAGUCUUGGCAAGAAAGCAAUAUUUCCCAAAAUAUCAGAUAUAUGUGCAUAAAUUUAAGUGUUGCAACAGUAAGUAUUCAUUAAAUAACAAAAAUAGACAAACUAUAGUCUAGAUGUGUACAACCUACUUUAUUACAUUUUUUCCUUGAGGCUUUGACUCAAGGAACAUGUUGCAUUUUAAGUAAAAAGUUGAAAGAAAUGCAAGUUCUUAGUUACCCGAAAUGUUGCACAAAACCUAAAGGUCUUAAUAUGACUUUGCUUUGAUAAAUUGAUGAAGUUUAUUAAUUAAUAGUAGGUAGUAAUAGGAAACACUCUCCACUUUGGUUUAACGACACCAAAGAAAUUAUUUUUGUUAAGUGCUUGUGUUCAAUAUUAUCCAUCACCAUAGAAAGACCUUCCCUGAAAGCCCUUUGUCCAUUCUACAAUAGCUUAGUCAACAUGACAUGUCUUGAGAGUUUGUCAGAAACUUGUACUGAAGAUUGGGGCCAUUCCUUGGACAGUAUUUGUUUGGUUUGAUCGAUAUUAAAGAUUUAAUUGACCAGAGGUUGAAUUGCUUGAACAGAAAACCCAACUGAAGGUGAACAUGUCAUGAUAUUGCACUUGAGAGUAACAAAGUAAUCUUGCAGAUGGUGGUGGGAGGUUGGAGACGGGGAACUAAAAGACCGUCUUUGGAGGAUGAAAAAUUAAAAAAAGCCCUGGAAAUGUAGCUCAUAUUGACAAGACUGACAGUGCACCAGGACUGAAUUGUACAAAUGUGAGAGAUACUGAAUGUUCCUUGUAUACUAAUACAUAUACUGUACUAUACUUAAUGUGAAUUUGCAAAAUUCCUACCACAGACAAGCAGUAAAACCACUAAUAAAGCUCUUAAAUGCA